AUGUUAGGUUCAAAAUCGGGUUUUGUGUCUAGAGUUAAAGAGAUUGCUCCUGAGGUUACAGUGACUCAUCGCAUGAUCCAUCGUCAGGCACUUGCAUCUAGAACCUUCCCUAGGGAACUCCAAGCCAUCUCAGACAACGCUAUAAAGAUAGUCAAUUAUGUAAAAUCUAUGCCUGUGAACACACGUCUUUUCAAACAAUUGUGCAAAGAUUUAGAUUCCGAGCAUCAACUUCUGCUUUUUUACACUAAAGUUCGAUGGCUAUCCAAGGGCAAUGUCCUGAACAGAGUUUUUGAACUUAGAGAAGAGCUAAAGAUGUUUUUGGAUAUGCAAGAUAAGGAGCCUAUUUUUUUUAAUGAUCCACUUUGGAAACCACGUUUAGCCUAUUCAGCUGACAUAUUUGACCAGCUUCAGGGAAAGGACACAACAGUAAUUCACUUUGUUGACACAUUGCGUGCUUUUGUUGCCAAGAUGAAGAACUGGUCUAGGAAAGUUAGCUCUGGUAAUUUUGCUAUGUUUGAGAAGCUUUGUGAAGUGGCUGAAGGAAGAGAAGAAGAAACAGAAUCUUGCCUCCAAAAUUAA
This is a messenger RNA of Macrobrachium nipponense, 579 nucleotides long. RefSeq names its product zinc finger BED domain-containing protein 5-like. The transcript has a single exon. NCBI's taxonomy places the organism in Eukaryota, Metazoa, Arthropoda, Malacostraca, Decapoda, Palaemonidae. The record is from RefSeq and is a predicted model, not a curated record. The coding region runs from base 1 to 579 and encodes 192 amino acids.